CACGUCGCGCAAUAAAAACUGUUGAUCUCUGUAGCAGAAAGGUUAUGUAACGACAUUUAAAAAGCUCAGAGCUCGCAGAUAUAUUCACAAUUCACUACAAACCACUGACAAGAGCACACCGUGAUUUGCAUUCUCGCAAAAAGGGCCAAGCACUUUUUCAUAUUUCCAUUACCCUCAAUAUCUUUACAUUGAGUUUGGUUGGAAAAAGUGAAGGCCCAUCUCCCAUACUCUUCAACAUUGAAGGGCAUUGUUUAACUGAAGACGUCAACUCUAUUUGCAGGGCACUACAAACUGUAAAAGAAUGAAACCAUCACAGGCUCGUAUGCUUGCUCUGCGUUUGACUGUACCUCAGAAUGCAUCAGCCGCUCAACAGUCCUCUCAGUUUGACAAAUUAGUGUUCCCAACUGCGUUCCUGUUGGCCGGAAUCGGAGUCGGCGUAUCCUCCUUCAGCCUGAAGCAGCUGUUGGAGAAGCCUAGGCAUCGCUAAAGUCAGAGACCAUCAAUACCAGCAGGAAGAUGAGGAUAGGAGGUCCAGUUUUAUUUAUUUUUAACCUGCGCUCAAAUAACAACAAGGAAACAACACAUCUUAAGAUAAAGAAAAACUUUUUUUUUAAUAAUUGUACUCUGCAAGGAGAGAGACAGAGAGUUGAUGAUCGUUAGAUGAAGAAGAGGUAAUAGCAACAUGUGUAACUGCGGCGAGGUUCACACAGUGCUCUCCUUCAAACGGUAUAAAUUCAAAUUCAUUUUUACCAUCAACUCGGUUAGACCUUGCGCCUCUAACCUAUCUUGAUUUACUACCCUCAUACAAUCACAAGUAGCAGUAAACCAAAGUUUUGGAAUUCGAAUUUGAAACAAAUAUUGGAUAAGAAGAAGGUUGAUGAAUAUGGUAAACCAAGGUAGCCGAUGAAGCGAUCAACUGUAAUAUGUAUAAUAGGAUGGAGAGAUGCUCUACAGCGCGCUCCGCUUUACAACUCGCUACACUCUGUAUGUAUUAUAGUAUUAUUGUAAUUUAAAUUAUUAAAAUGUUAGGUAGUACAAUUGUAA
Nicrophorus vespilloides is the source of this 1044-nucleotide messenger RNA. RefSeq lists its product as uncharacterized. NCBI's taxonomy places the organism in Eukaryota, Metazoa, Arthropoda, Insecta, Coleoptera, Silphidae. The record is from RefSeq and is a predicted model, not a curated record. The coding region runs from base 302 to 487 and encodes 61 amino acids. The transcript is spliced from 2 exons.